CGACAGUGGCAAGGAAAAUCUCCCUCAGACGACACGAGGAAGAAACCUCGAGAGGAACCAGACUCAGAAAGUCAUUUCUCAGUCUUCUUGCACUGCGGAUUAGUGGAAUGAGCUGCUUGUGUCCCGGUGUUGUUUCCUGUGCAGUAUGGGAACUGCCGUGUCCAAAAGAAAGAAUUUAAGGAACGAUGCCAUUUCUUCCGUCGCCGCAAAAGUUAGAGCAGCUCGAGCAUUUGGAGAGUACCUGUCACAAAACAACACCGAGAACCGCAACGGAUCAGAUCACCUGCUGUCUGACACCUUUGUUGGCCAAGACUCUGAAUCCCCAAGCAUUAGCUGCCUGCACAAGAAUAACCAUCUGCAGCCAUACUCUAGUACAUCUCCCAUAGCCAAGCACUCACAAGAUCAGCCAGAGCCGGGCCUCGUGCCAGUUCCUGUGUCCGCCAGCGCCAAGCGUCGUCUCUCUGUGGAGCGCAGCCUCUCAUCUGAGGAUCAGCCACAAUCCCAGCAGCCCCAACAGAGUUCAGUGAAGCCAGCACGUGUCUAUACUAUCAGCAGGGAAGGUGGCAUGUUGGGAGCCAGGGAUAGCGAGGAGAGCCUGGAGCUCGAGGUCCUAAAGGGCCCUCAAGCUCGCACCAACCACCAGAGGACAAGCCAUCGCAGUGGUCAUGCCCAUCAUCAUCACACUCCAUCUUCUCAGCCACUACAGAGCUCAGGAAGCGCACAUAACAUCCGGGAUUGGGGUUCGAGACGGAGUGGUUCAAGGGAGGACUGUCCACGGUCGUCGUGUCACAGCCAGCGCUCACUCGACCUUGAUACGGUGCCAAGAGAUGGCUCCAAACAGCGCAAGAAACUCGAGAGGAUGUACAGUGAGGAUCGGGUGUCCAGCGAGGACCGAGAAGAGCAGACCAACAACUGGUUACCCAAAGAGAACAUGUUUAGCUUCCAGACUGCCACCACCACCAUGCAAGCAAUAUCGGCUUUCCGCGGCUUUGCUGACAGAAAGAGGAGGAAAAGAGAGCAGGAGGCCACCGCACUGAUGGAGAGAAACUUCCGGAAGCACCUGCGGAUGGUGGGCAGCAGGAGGAUGAAGGCCCAAUCAUUCGCCGAUCGCAAAGCGAAGAGCUUCAGCCGCUCCUGGAGUGACCCUACACCCAUCAAGCCAGACUCGCUCCACGACUCCAGAGACAGUGGAGAUCUGCAGGCGUCCUCGGGCACUCUGGAUGAGGGAGAGUAUGAUGAUGUGGACUGGGAGGAGGAGAAAGAGCUGGAGCGGCUGGCCUGUGAAGGCGAUGACUUCAUCCCUCCCAAAAUAAUGCUGAUUUCAUCCAAGGUUCCCAAGGCGGAGUAUGUGCCCAACAUCAUACGCAGGAACGACCCGUCCAUCAUCCCCAUCCUCUACGACCACGAGCACGCGACUUUUGAUGAUAUACUGGAGGAGAUUGAAAAGAAACUCACCGCCUACAGAAAAGGCUGCAAAAUCUGGAACAUGCUUAUUUUCUGUCAGGGAGGACCGGGGCACCUCUAUCUCCUGAAGAACAAAGUGGCCACAUUUGCUAAAGUGGAGAAGGAGGAGGACAUGAUUCAGUUCUGGAAAAAACUGGCUCGGCUUAUGAGUUUGUUGAAUCCUGAGCCCAAUCUCAUCCAUAUUAUGGGCUGUUAUGUGUUGGGUAAUGCUAAUGGAGAAAAGCUUGUGCAGAACCUCAAGAGGCUGAUGAGACCAUAUGCUGUGGAGUUUAAGAGUCCUCUGGAACUCUCUGCACAAGGGAAGGAGAUGAUCGAGAUGUACUUUGACUUCCGUCUGUUCCGACUAUGGAAGAGCCGGCAGCACUCCAAACUCCUCGACUACGACGACCUUCUGUGACACCUCGUCCUUUCUCUUUAGAGCGCCCGAGAAAGGCGCGUAGCUCCAUUUAGGGCCCUACUGCGGCUGUGUUCCCCUCUAGAGCCUCAGCGUGAAAGCUCUGAGCUGGAGGAAGGUGAUGCAGAAGCAUAAAGAUGGCUGUUUGAAUUGUUCGCUCUGGC
This is a messenger RNA of Neoarius graeffei (lesser salmon catfish), 2022 nucleotides long. It is a transcript of the gene nsmfb, whose product is annotated as NMDA receptor synaptonuclear signaling and neuronal migration factor b. The transcript has 17 exons. Gene Ontology annotation, biological process: regulation of neuronal synaptic plasticity; positive regulation of neuron migration. NCBI's taxonomy places the organism in Eukaryota, Metazoa, Chordata, Actinopteri, Siluriformes, Ariidae. Bases 146 to 1861 code for a protein of 571 amino acids. Gene Ontology annotation, cellular component: nucleus; cytoplasm. The record is from RefSeq and is a predicted model, not a curated record.